This is a messenger RNA of Tetranychus urticae (two-spotted spider mite), 3489 nucleotides long. The record is from RefSeq and is a predicted model, not a curated record. Lineage: Eukaryota; Metazoa; Arthropoda; Arachnida; Trombidiformes; Tetranychidae.
GUAAAAAAUUUAUAAACAUAAGAUGUCUUUUUGUUUUGUUUGCAAAUGUUGCCCUGAUUCAAGGGGUUUAAAAAUGACUUUUUUCUUACUAAUUGUGACCACUUUUAUGAUUGAAACCCAUGCAUCACUAAAUCAUCAUUAUUAACAUCUUCUUUACUAUUUGAUCUCAAUUUCUCUUUCUCUUGAAAAUAAUCACAAUCAAAACCAAUGAAAGCAUGAAAAAUAAUAAACGGAUUUUUGUAUCCAUUCAGACUUACCUUUAUUGUUACGAGUUUUAUUGUAAAAUAUAUAAGAUGUUCAUAUCUUUCUUUCCCUUUCAAAAUAUCGAAUCGUUUCACUUAUUAAAUUCAACUUUUAUUCCUUACUGUGAAUUUGGAUCCUGGAAUCACAGGUAUAUAACUGGGUGAGAUUGUACCAUCAAAUCAUCAGUCGAUCAUCAGCAAACUUCAAGUAAACAUUACUGAGUGUUAAUCAUCAAGUGUUAAUCAUUUUAAGUUGAAACUUCAAAAUUUUGGAUUAAUCUAUUUUUCUUAAAGUGUUUUAUAAAACAUCACAAACAUAACAAUAAAAAUGUCUGCUCUUUGUAUGUUGGUUUUCACAAUUGUUGUUCAACUUGGUCUGAGCCAAUUAACUACUGCCAGUGUUGUUAAACCCGCCGCUGCCAAUUUAACUGCCUACAAUACUCCUUAUGCCUAUUAUGACUAUGAACGUGAUCCUCGCCAAUGGAUGGGAACCCCAUACACUGGACCUUAUGGUGCUUCAGUUGCCCCCUUGACUGGUGGCUUGGAAGCAAUUGCUAUUGGUUUAUUAAUCGCCCUUGGAAUUGGAAUUAUCGGAUUCCCAUUAGUUCUUCUGUUAUUCUCACUCUUCCUUGGAAAUACUGGUUCAGGCCUUAGCUUUGUCCCACCAGCUUCACAAACAACUGUAACUGGAAGGAAACGACGAGACGUUUUGGGCAACAUGUUCCCUCAAGUACCACCACAGUUCCAGGACAAGUUGAUCAAGAUGUUCACUCAAUUUACUGAUGCUCCUGACAAAAUGGCUUUCAUCAAGAAAUAUUUGGAAUCUUAAUUACUCCAAUAUUAGUUAUUUUUCAUUUUUAAAUUGCUCAUGUAAAUGGCUGCUCUGAUAUUGAAGUCCAUUUACGAACCUCGAACUUAGUCUGAUAUUUUUUUCUUAAAAAUUUUAUGAAUGUAACAAAUUAUAAUGUUUGAUCCCACCAAAACCAUUCACAAUAAUAAAAGAGAACUUAAGAACUUGUAAUCAACUAUUGCAUUCCGUUUUAUUGAAUAAGGACAAUUGUUGAAAUGUCUUAUUUUCAUCAGUAUCGGUAAUAGAGAUUGCUUUCAAUUGUGUCAGAUGAAAAAAGUGAAAUCUAGAAGAUCAUUUGUCACAAGUUAAACAGAUAUAAAAUUCAUGUUAAGAAAAUUUCGCCCUGAUUACUUCGUCUGUUUAUUACGGUUGAAGCAACAAAAACAUGUUUUUACAUUUUAACCGAAGCAAUAGUCACAAAUAUAGACGACAAGUCUGAAUAUUAGCUUUGAUCGUGAGGCCUUUCAGAACCAAUUGUACAUCACAAUAAUUAUAGACAUUAGUUUUAUUUGGAGUUGAGUUCGAGAUGUGGCUUAGUAAAUAUUAAUAGUUAAUGACACGAUCAGAAUGUAGUCAACACCAGAAGUUUAAAUACUGUCACUUUAGAUACAUCGUAUAAUAGUCGUUAGAUACACUGUACCAAAGGAUUGGAACAAUAAAGAUAAUCAAGUGGCGUUAUUAAAGAUAAUAAAAAGUGAAAACUGGAUUCACCUAUGGAAAACACGAAUUUUUAUCAACUCACGAACAAUAAAUGCACUGUGAGUGUGUUUUAUAUCUAAUAUUAAUCAUAACGUUUAAUUCACACGUUACUUAGAUCAUCCAUUGACACCAACUUGAAAGCUUGAAAGUGAUUAUUAAAUCAAAAAAUAUUGAACGUUUAAUAAAUCUGAUUGAAAUACUGAUUUACGGUACAAAAGUCAACAUUACCAGAUAUUUCAUUAUAUCUUUGAAAGUGAACUCCUUCAUUCCAAUGCAUUCUGCCAACAUCGAUUACUUGCUCUACCUUGAUCGAGCUCUCAACUCUUGGGGCGACCGCUGCUGGGAAUUUGCUAUUGGAUUAUAUUUAAUUAAAUUGAAUCCCGACUCAUUGCUAUUGUCAGCUCUUCACGGAAUCUUAGCAUCAUCUUUAACCAUUAUAAUAGUGCCAUAUCUUGGUCGUUGGAUAUCAAAAGCACCGAGACUCAAAGAAGUUGCUGUCUUCUUGUUUGUCCAAAACUUUUGCGUCUUCAUAAGUGCUACUUUUGUUGCGUUUUACUUCAUUGGAGAUGAUAUUCUUGGUCCAUCGUUGAAUCGGAUUGCAGAUAGAUUCGCUCCAUGUAUUCUGGUAAUUUUUUCAGCUCUUGCUCAAGUCUUUUCUUAUGGCUACACUUUGUCCCUUGAAAAAGAUUGGAUUAUUGUGAUUUCUAAGAAUGGUGGGAAUUUAUCAGAGCUGAAUGCUACUUUGAGGCGGAUUGAUUUAAUAAUGAAAACGAUUGCUCCACUUAUUGUUGGUUUUAUAAUGGAAUGGUCAAGUUUGGCUUCUGCAUUGUUUUUGAUGUUUUUCAAUGUAGUUUCUGGUUUACUCGAAUAUUUAAUUAUGGUCAAAAUUUACAAAUUAGUCCCUGAAUUAGCAAAAGAUAAAAGAUUAACAACUGUGGGAUCAGAUCUAGCAAUUGAAAACAGCACUAAAAAUAAAGUCACUUUCAUCGAAUCAAUUGUUAGCUAUUUGAAAUAUUUUGGUUUGCCUGGUAUUUCAUUUGGUUUAAUUUAUCUUUCUGUAUUGGGUUUUGAUUCAAUAACAGUUGGUUUCAUCAAAUCACAAGGAGUGACUGAGAGUGUAAUUGGGAUAAUAAGUGUUCUUGGAGCUGUUACCGGAAUCAUUGGUACAAUAUUUUUUCAAUCAAUGGUUAAACACUCAAAUCUGAAUGCAAUAUCAACAAUUGGUUAUUUCAUGGAUCUAAUACCCUUAACAUUGUGUUUAAUUAUCGUUUUUGCUCCAUCUCAUCUCUUAGGAGUUAAAUUAUUCAAAUAUGACUUGUCAAUUGUACUAUUUCUAGCUGGAAUAACUUUAUCACGGAUUGGUUUAUGGUCAGCAGAUUUGGCGACUAAUCAAUUGAUUCAAACAACAACUCCAAAUCCACCUUUGAUUGGAGGUAUACAAAAUAGUGUUAAUACAUCAGCCGAGCUAAUCAAAUUCAUUAUAACCGCUAUUCUGUCCAGUGUAUCUCAAUUUUACAUAUUAAUUCUAGUUUCUUAUGGUUCCAUAUUGAUAGCUACUUUAAUUUCUAUAUUUUACACAAUCAAUUGCCUCAAAAAAUUGAAAACCAAAUCUAUUAUUGUGGAUAAAGAUAUGCCAAACAUUAGCCGGACUGUCGCUGAUACAGUUGUUUAAACUGGGCGAAUUGAACAAAAUAAUAA